AUUUUCAUACUUUCAUCAGUGCUUUCACAAAGCAUUAGUAUGAGUGUUAAAAUGUCAUUUAAUUAUGUAUGUGUUUCAUAACUUGCUCAAAAACAUAGAGUAUUUAAUUUUUUAAAAUACUUGAUCAUAUAUAUAAAUACUUUUCCCCAAUUUUUCUCCAAAGGCAUUGCCAUGCAGCUCCUGCCUGAGUUGAAGCUAUGGUUCUAGAGUAGAAUUUCAACAUUUACUAUACAUUGCACUAUAAUCAUCUAUCCCAAGCAAUCCAAAACCAAAUAAAAAACAGUUAAACAAUAUGCAAAUUCCUGGCACACAGUUCUUUAUAUCAUAAAUAUUAAUAAUAUGAUAUUUUAAUACAGUUUAUGAACUGUCUCUUGCUAUUCAGUGAUAAUUUUAUAUAAUGUUGUCCUAAAUGUGCAAACCUCAAAACAUAUUUCAGACAUUCACCAGUGUAAAACCAUCCAUUUCCAAGAUCCAGGACUGACUAGUUUUUUCCUAGAAUCAUUGCAUGGGGAAAAAGUGCAGCUAUACCCAAAAUCUAUAUUUAACCAGAGAAAAGAAACAGGAAGUCGAAAGAGAAAUUUCAUUCAGAACAGAAUGUGGACUUUAUUAUUCCUACUACAAACAGAUGAUUCAGGCUGCUUCCAUCCAGCAAGGUUUACAUGGUUUAGUAUAUGACAAUAAAACUGAAUCUGUGAGGACAAUUAACAUACUUGAAAGAAUGAAUGUUUACCAGGAGGUGUUUCUCAGCAUUCUGUAUAGGAUUCUUCCAAUUCAGCAAUACCUAGAGCCCGUUUAUUUUUAUAUCUACACUUUGUUUGGACUUCAGGCAGUUUAUGUCAUUGCUCUGUAUGUAACAAGCUGGCUUCUUAGUGGAACAUGGCUUUCAGGGUUGUUGGCAGCUUGCUGGUAUAUUACCAACAGAAUAGAUACUACAAGAGUAGAAUUCACCAUUCCCUUAAGAGAGAACUGGGCAUUACCUUUCUUUGCUGUUCAGAUAGCAGCCAUCACUUACCUACUCAGAACUCAUUUACAGCCUGUUCAAGAAAGAUUGACUCUUAUGGCUGUAUUCAUAGCAACAUUUCUCUUUAGCCUGACUUGGCAAUUUAAUCAGUUUAUGAUGCUGGUACAAGCAUUGGCAUUAUUCAUACUGGACUGCUUUGACAUGCUUCCCACAGGAAAGGUUACGUGGCUCUAUAUUAUUCAGAUUUCUGGAUUACUGCUAGUCUGUGUCCUACAGUUCUUUAAUUCUAUGAUUCUUGGAUCGUUACUUAUAAGUUUCAAUGCUUCUGUCUUGAUAGCCAGAACAAUCCAGAAAAAUCUAAAAAGGGGCAGCUUGCUUAAUAGGCUUGGAAAAAUUAUCUUCCAUGUACUGUUAGUCUUGUGCUUGACUCUCCUAAUAAAUAAAUUCAUCAAGAAAAUUCUUAAUCUUGAGUCAGAUGAACAUAUAUUCAAAUUCCUGAAAGCAAAAUUUGGAUUUGGGGCAACAAGAGAUUUUGAUGCUAACCUGUACCUUUGUGAAGAAGCUUUUGGUUUACUGCCUUUAAAUACUUUUUCAAGACUCUCAGACACAUUACUUUUUUACAUCUACAUCUUUGUUCUCCUUCUAAUGGCAGUAACAGCUGUGGUUGUUGCCUUUCGGAACCUCAGUGGUUCAAAUGAAGUCCAGUUUGUGGAAGCAGUGGAAGAAUGCACAAUAACACUGAAGCCUGAUGCUGCUUACAAUUUAAUUCACACCAUUCUCUUUGGAUGUCUGGCAUUAAGCACAAUGAGAAUGAAGUACCUCUGGACAUCCCACAUGUGUGUAUUUGCAUCUUUUGGCCUGUGCAGUGCAGAAGUAUGGAAACUUAUCCUGAAGUGUGUUCAUCUCUACACAUCACGGCGGACACAUGUGAUGAAGUAUUCUCUACCAAUAAUUACAUUGCUAUACAUUUCAUACAAGUUCUGGCCAGGAAUAAUGGAUGAACUAUCAGAGCUGAGAGAGUUCUAUGACCCAGACACUGUGGAGCUCAUGAACUGGAUUAAGUCAAACACUCCAAACACAGCAGUGUUUGCUGGGAGCAUGCAGCUAUUAGCAGGAGUCAAACUGUGCACUGGACGGACCUUAACUAAUCAUCCCCAUUAUGAGGAUAAGAAUCUGAGAGAGAGAACAAAACAGAUUUAUCAGAUCUAUGCCAAGAGGUCUCCUGAAGAUGUGCACAGGAUCCUGCUCUCCUUUGGCACAGACUACGUGAUCCUGGAAGACAGUAUCUGCUACGAGCGAAGGCACAGCAGAGGCUGCCGGUUACGAGACCUGCUUGAUGUAGCCAAUGGCCACAUCAUGGAUGGUUUGGGAGAGAAUGAACCUGAUUUGAAACCUUCGUUGUUUCCUCGCUUCUGUGAGGAAAUUAAAAAAAACCUGCCUUCUUACACCAUACACUUCACUAGAGUGUUUCAAAACAAAACAUUCCACGUUUACAAACUUGCUAAGCAUAAAUAAUGUUUCCAACCAUGGCAUCAUGGUUCAGUAUUUUAAUGCUAGGACACACAUUAGGAAGGGCAGCAGAAGUUAACAAACAUGUCACCUUUGUAAGGCAUUUUACAUGGAUGGUUUCCUGUUUAGUUACUGUGAUACUUACUUUUUUAGACAGGUUAGUUUUGAUAACGUUCUUGAUGUUGCCCAAAAUUUUCAUAAAUUCAUAAAUAAAUGCUAGCAGGGACCAUUUUGAUGAUAAGGUGUGACCUUCAGAAUACCUAGAAUAUACUUGUUUUCCAGUUUCAACUGACUGGAAGACACGCAACAUGAGCAGCCUGCGUGACCGCUGCAGAGUAGCUGGCCCAGGGUGUUCUGCUCAGCAGCUGGGGAUUUUACUACAAAAUGAUAGAAAUUCAAUGAAAGCAGGCAAUGCUGUUGCUAUCCGAGUAUGCAUUACCUUCAUGAAUCCUGAAAAUAGUCACAAAAUUACAAUCUGAUCCUCUUUAACAGAUCCUUGUGCUCUUUCAGUGCCUCUUUUCUGAAUUCUUUGGGAAUGUGUGCGGUUGUGCGUUUCCAAGCUUGAGUGUGAGUGCAGAGGCAGCAAAGUAGUUUGAAGAGUUAAACUUUAAUUAUUGUCCAGCAUUUUUAGUGAUACAGAAACAUAGUGGUUUAUAGCAUUAAGCAUUUAAUGAUGGAGUGUUCUGUAUUUCUAAUGAGAACAAAGGUCGGAGCAUGCUUAGUACAUGUUGCAUGUUUGUAUCCUCGUAAAAUGCUCAGAACAAACAAAAUCAAAAUUUCUCAGCUUGGAUUCUCACAACACUAGUGUCUGUAUUUGCUUUCUGAACUACAGGGGAUCCUUUUUCUCCCCAUGUGAAUUCCAGUAGGAUACUAAAAUUGAACACUGCCAACUUUACAAAAGAAAAAUUAAUCUCUAAAAUCAGCAGGAAACUUAGGUAUUUAAAAUACAUUCAGUUAUUAGAGCUUUGCUUUAUAUUAUUUUAGACACAAAGCUAUAUAUUUCAGCACAAAAUUGUGUCCUUGCUCUUUAUACUAAAAAAAAUUGACUACAGCUCUUUUAAAUUGACUUGGAAAAUGUAAGGGAAGACAGGCCUCGGUCCUGAGCAUUUUGUGAUUUGUUUGUACCCUUUGCCUUUUUACUGGCUAGAACUUUGUGAAUUGUAUUGACUUUCAAAUUCUCUGUAGAUAACCCAUGACUUUUGCUGUGUUUUAGUGCUGCUUUGGUUUUUUACUGAAAUAGAUAUUAAGUCUGACUGAAAGUCUAAGAGUACCCUCCAACUUUAAUUAGACACCCACUGGGAUCAUUUGUUUCUUAUGAAAAACAGAAUUGUAAUAAUCAAGUGCCUCUAGGCCAAUAUUGGAUUAACAUUUGAACACCUAUGAGAGUGUUUGUGGCCUGUGCAAAUAACUCAGUUACAAUAAUUACAACUGCAAUUAAUUUCUAGUGAUGGGAAACUUAAAGUGCUACUAAUAGCAAACUCCACAUUUAAUUUAAUCAAGAUGGGUAAUGAGAUUAGCUUUCACAACUGAGCUGUGUUCCAAUUCCAAAUGAUUUAAAUGUUUUCCCUUUUCAGUUGUACUAAGGUAAAUUACUGAAGAGAUGGAGAUGUCUGUGUCACAUGCUGAAGCAAUCUUAUAUUCUGUAAAUACUCAUUAAACAACGUUCAACAUCUUUCUGCACUUCUGCUUUGUAAAGCAAAGUGUGCUUUAAAACCAGGAUGUGUUUAAAUCAAACAUUGACAGUAGGUGGGUUAUUAAACUGAGCAACUGAAAAUCAAAUAAUUUCUAGCCUGUAUCCCUUAAUGAGGUCAGAAACCACUGCAGUUUAACAUAAUACAAUAAUAAACCAUUUUAAUCAGUAUUAAAACUUUGAUUAGGCCCAUAAUGAUGCACACCUGGUCUUGCUGAAAGCAUGGGUCAGUGAAUUUCCCUAUGAGUGCCUUACAGUAAUUAAAAACAAGCACACGUAAGGUAAAGUAUGUCUGGGCUGUGUUGUCUUGUUUUAAAAUGUGGUUGUAUCUUUCUUUGAAGGUGUGGUAACUUUUCUCUGGUUGCAGUGAGAGCUUCUGAGAUGAGUGGUGCCCUGUCCUGCUCAGAAUUUACUUGUAGGGAACAGCUGAAACCAAGAAGUCCUGACUGUAAAGGUAGUUAUUAUUACAUAUACUUUUUUAAAAAACAACACAGUCUCUAACACUGCCAAUGGAGAAACUUAACCUUUUUGUAGAAACUACCAAGUGCAAUUUUUUUUGUUUCCAGGGUUUUUUUAAAGCAAAAUAGAGCCCAAGUUUCCAUAGGUCUUGGGAAAGCAUAAAAACCAAUGGCUGCCAGAAGCCAGAACCACCACAGUAACAUGUUUUUUUUCUUGCAACACAAGCAUCCCUUACAGUAGCACACCAGAAAUUUUAAGUAUUAGAUACAAAGUAUUUUUGAGAAUGCUUAACUCUUGCACUUCAGAGUCUUUAAAGCCUAAGUACAAUUCCUGUAUCACAAAGAUUAAUACUGAAAGGGAAGGGUGUAGUUCAUGGACUAUGUAGCACAGGGUUCAGAAGAUAAAUCAGUCUCUUUAAAACAGUAAAAUAGAAAAUGCCAAAAUCACUUACCAGCUCAGAGGAAAAGCAGCCCAUGCCUCAGCACAGCCCUUGGAGAGCUGCACCUGCUCCCCUGUCCCUGAUUUAAAGGCUUCCCCUCCCGAGCAGAGCCAGCUGGGGAGGAUGGGGCAGCCAGGGCUGGCUGGGCCCUGCUGGCCACGAGGGCUGCCUUUCCUCUUCUUGAGCUGGGGUGUAAGAGUCUGAGAGGUCCAGGAGGUAGCUGGUGCUUUAGUUGGCUGAUCAGUAUUUCCUCUGCUUCCCAUGUCUUGCUAUGAUCUAUAUUCACUGCAUUAAAAAUGUGCAAUUUAAAAGAAAAUGACUUUACCUAUUCCUGAACUACAUUAUCCUGAUGCACCUUAUUUCCAAGGGGUUGCUGGGGCAUCACUAAGGAUGAUCCCCCAGGGCCAGCCCUCAAGGCAGGGCGAUCACCUAAAUCCUACCCGUAUCUAGCACUGGGAAUGGCACCAUCAUGACUUCGUGUGUUACCUCUUGUCCACAAGGACUUCUAAGCUGUGCAUUAUCAGUGGGAUUGGGUUAUGAACAACUUUUUUAGAUCACAGGAAUGUUAUCAAGUAGCAGGAAUGUUUUUAGGGGACAAAAACCUUUGAGGUCCAUAAGUAUAUUUUAAUUUCUCGUUUCAGUGUUCUGCCAGUAAGAUCUAACAUAGUUAUUUUAUAGUAAGUUGUUGUACAGAGAUGUAAUGACUAUUGUAUACGAAAUAAAUUGUGUAAUUUGAAAAUUA
Messenger RNA from Apus apus (common swift), 5800 nucleotides. It is a transcript of the gene DPY19L3, whose product is annotated as dpy-19 like C-mannosyltransferase 3. Gene Ontology annotation, molecular function: mannosyltransferase activity. The record is from RefSeq and is a predicted model, not a curated record. The transcript has 17 exons. Lineage: Eukaryota; Metazoa; Chordata; Aves; Apodiformes; Apodidae. The coding region runs from base 506 to 2476 and encodes 656 amino acids. Gene Ontology annotation, cellular component: nuclear inner membrane.